Messenger RNA from Oreochromis aureus, 1108 nucleotides. RefSeq names its product outer mitochondrial membrane lipid metabolism regulator OPA3 (gene opa3). The transcript is spliced from 2 exons. The coding region runs from base 31 to 501 and encodes 156 amino acids. NCBI's taxonomy places the organism in Eukaryota, Metazoa, Chordata, Actinopteri, Cichliformes, Cichlidae. Gene Ontology annotation, cellular component: mitochondrion. Gene Ontology annotation, biological process: regulation of lipid metabolic process. The record is from RefSeq and is a predicted model, not a curated record.
UCCGCCCCAUUGAGAAGCGUUUCCGCCAAGAUGGUUGUCGGUGCCUUCCCUAUCGCCAAGCUCCUUUACCUCGGAGUGAGGCAAAUGAGCAAGCCUGUGGCUAACCGGAUAAAAGCUGGAGCCCGGAGGAGCGAGUUCUUUAAAACUUACAUUUGCCUGCCGCCGGCACAGCUUUAUCACUGGAUUGAGAUGAGAACAAAGAUGCGGAUCAUGGGCUUCAGGGGAGCCACCAUUAAGCCGCUGAACGAGGAAUCGGCAGCAGAGCUGGGCGCCGAGUUACUGGGGGAGGCAAUCAUCUUCCUCAUUGGUGGUGGAUGCAUGGUGUUAGAGUACAGCAGGCAGGCGGCUAACUCUCGCCGUAAAGAGGAGGAGCUGAACGAGACCCUCAUAAGCCUACAGACGCAACUGGCAGAAUUAUCCCUAACGACAGAGACUCUAAGUGCGCAGCUGAGAGAGGUCAACAGGCAACUGCUGUCAUUUCCUGUUCCCACCAAAAAGUAACAAAUUUAGUUGUUUGCUAUACAGCAAGGCAUAAUGUCGGGUUGUGGGGUGAAGGAGUGAGUGCACGUGUAUAUGUACAGCCUCAUAGCUUUGAGCUGGGUGGAAGAGGUUGAUAUAAGUAUAUCACUGCAAUGUGGAUUUGGGUACUGUCAUUUGCUCAUGUUCUGAGCAACUAGUUGUAAAAAAAAGGAAUUGCUAUGAUAUUCAUAGUGAAUUUCACUGGCUGACCUUGCAUGUUCAUUGUAAAGUUGACUGAGUGUAUAUAAAAACUAAAGUGGUGACCUUAAAGUUGAUAUAUACAUAUAUAUUUUUAACAGCUUCAGCAUAUUCCUUUCUUUGUAAUUCAGUGAUCCUCGUAGACCUUAAUCACUUUGGAAAUGCUGAAUUAUAUGAUUUUUUUUUUAAAAUACUAAUUAUGAGUUACUAUUAAUGGAAAAAAAUAUAAACACCAAAAAACAAAAUCAGCUCAUAUCAGUGGAUUAGUUUUUGAGAGAAUCUGCCCCUGUACUGUCCAUAAAAUUCCAUGUUGUAAUUGCUGGUUUGUAAUUGGAUGUAUGGUGACAAUUGGAAAAAAAAAAUUGAAAUAAAAUGAUAUGCUGGCUGUUGA